Molecule: messenger RNA, 3376 nt
Organism: Contarinia nasturtii (swede midge)
Lineage: Eukaryota; Metazoa; Arthropoda; Insecta; Diptera; Cecidomyiidae
Product: ceramide kinase
Exons: 8
Coding region: 1059-2882 (607 amino acids)
Molecular function (GO): kinase activity
Source: RefSeq, a predicted model, not a curated record
AUUUUCUUUUUAAAAGAAUAUUUUUUUAUGAGGAAAAUAUAUAAGAAAGAAUCAGUGAGUUGAAUGGAAGAUUUUUAACAACGUAUCAUUGCAUUCCAAAGCGUGAAUAAGUAAUGUUAAAAAGUAGAAUUAGCGAUUGUGAGAAGAAGCAAAAAACGACGCAAUGCCGAAAUCGUUUCAUUCCAUUUACGCUCAUUGGCGAAUAAAAUGAUUCUAUCUCUUGUAGCCUUGCAUAAAAUACGUCAAAAUAUUCUGGUUUUACCACUUUGAGUGAAAAAAAAAUAACCGAAGACAAAGAGUUGUUGUGGUUUCUUCGGUUCAAUGCUUUCGCAUAUAUAUUCGUGCUUAUAUCUUACUUGAAAUUUUGUUCGCGAGUGCAUUUUUGUUAUUGCUAGCAAACCUUGUGUCCAUAAAGAGCCAGCCAUUCAUAUUUUUCAAUCGCCUUUUUUUCAACGCUAUAGAUUUUAAACAAUAUAUCGAGACACAGUUGGCCAUUCACUAUGUGCGAUUAGUUAUGAGAAAGACUUCAUUCGCGUAUGUGUCAACUAACGAUAAUGACUGUGUACUUUGCCUGUGAUUUUCGUUUGUUGAUUUAUCUUUAUUAGAAAUGAUUAAAAAUAAUCAACACAUAUAAACCACAAUUUACAAGCAUUUUAAGUCGCUUGAACAAUCUACACGCAGUCAAUUAAAUCUAAAUCAAUAAACUGAAAAAUAGACGAGAAAAUUGUUGCCUAUUUCUUGAAUAGCAAAUGAAAAUCAACGACAACAAUGUGAUCGAGUCGUGAAACAGCAAUUUUGAGAAAAAAUAAAAUUACAACGCACAUUUUUUUAUAAUGGAAGUGUGUCUCAUCAAGAAAUAUAUGUGUAUAUUUGUGUUUAAUGUGAUUUUUACAGAUCUUUGUUAUAUUAUUUACCGGCCAGUGCUUUGUUGUUGAAAUUGCUUGUUUCUCAAAGAUAAAGUUGUGAAUGCCUAAAAAUAUGGAUCAAGGGAAGUGUAACCUUCAAUUAAACGCGUAAUGACCAUGAACACUUGAGAUCUUGUAUGAAAUUCAAAGAGAAUGGCUGCAGCCAUAAUUCCAGUAACGCCGGCGAUGAAUGCUAGCUCACUUUCGGUGUCAGAGUGUGAAACCAUUGAACCGUCUGUGUUGUCAGCGACCUUUUUCAUUCGACGAAAAGAGUAUAGUGUGUAUUUAGAUGCUGAAAAACUAGUCUGGGAACGUACGAAAUCGAAAAAUGAUCGAAAUAGUGUAUUGAUUGAAAACAUAUUAGCCAUUAAAUCGCAAGUCAGAAAAUCGUCGUCAGUGUCUGAAACACAACAAAAUUCUCACUCAAGUGUGGAAACCGAUACACCGUCUAACAUAAAACAAUUUACGAUUUUUUAUGCAAAACGCGUCGAAAACUCAUCAAACCCUAAUAAAUGGCGGAAUUUAUCUCAAACAUUCCAAAAUAAUGAUAUUCAAGUUUGCCAAUUAUGGAUACAAACGCUACAGCGUCAAAUCAGCGAGCAAGUUGCGCGACCAAGGCGGCUAUUGCUGUUUGUGAAUCCAUAUGGUGGAAAGAAGCGAGCGUUACAAAUCUACGAUGGAAUAGUCAAACCAAUAUUCCAAUUGGCCGGCAUUGAUGCGACAACCAUCAUAUCACAACGUUCAAAUCAAAUACGUGACUUCAUUAUGACACAAUCACUAGAGCAUUUUGAUGGAAUCGUUUGCAUUGGGGGUGAUGGCACAUUUUCUGAACUCUUCAAUGGAUUUAUAUUUCGAACGCUCAAGGAUUUAGGUUAUGAUGAUAUAACCAAUGUAGACGAAAUGCCGAAGAUAAAUGACAAACAACUCAUUCCACUUGGAUGCAUUCCGGCAGGCAGUACAGACACAGUUGCAUAUUGUUUGAAUGGAACAUGUGAUGUACGAACGAUUGCAUUGAAUAUUGCACUUGGUCAAGUGAACGGGUUAGAUUUAUCCAGUGUAAGCAAUCAAAACGGACGAUUGUUGAAAUUUUACGCAAGCGUUAUGUCGUAUGGAUUUUUAGGUGAUGUCGCCAUCGAAUCAGAGAAAUUUCGAUGGAUGGGCCCAUCACGUUAUGAUUAUAGCGGUUUUAAAAAACUGCUACUGAAUCGUGGGUAUGAUGGUGAGGUCUCGUUGCUGGUAGAUUCAUUUGCAAAUGAUCCGUUGAAAGGUCCGGAGUGCCUUGAAAAUUGUCCAGUUUGUGAAACUACAGACGAACCAAAUCAAAUGACUGUGAUAAAGAAUACAACGGAAAUUAUUGAUGAUAAAUGCAACAAUCACGAACGAGUCAAUGCAAUAGAUGACGAAAAUCAGCCAGCCAUUCACAUCGAUAUUCAUGUAAUGAAUGCAAAGAACAACACAAAAGAGAAUACGGAUCAAUGUCAAUAUGUAAAAACCAUUAAUGGCAAAUUUUUUAUGGUGAAUGGUGCAAACAUCUCCUGUGCAUGUCCCCGAUCGCCAAAUGGAUUUUCGAAAUUUUGUCACUUGUGCGAUGGCUACAUCGAUUUAAUCCUAGUACGACACACAUCAUUUUUGAAUAAUUUACGAUUUUUAUUGGCUAUGUCGUCAGGUCGAAAUUGUAAAAUUACGGAUUUGAAUCAUGUGGAAAUUUAUCGAACAAAAAAGUUUUCAUUCAAACCAACUGGAAUACAAACCGGUGCCUCUACAUUUAAUUUACAUAGUUCUCGCGUUCCGAUAAGUAAUUCGAAUGAUACAAAGCAUUCUAGUGUAUGGAACUGUGACGGAGAAGUGGUUCUUGAUUCUGAUAUUUCAAUUAGAUCACAUCGUCGCCUUAUAAACGUUUAUCGAAGGGGAAUGUUUAAUGCUCAAAAAGAUGCAGUUGUUAAUAAGAGCGAAGCCAACAUUCCAUGUUGUUGCUAAUAUUAUAAGUCCCUAUUUUGGCAAAAUGCUCAAUUUUUUAUGCUCGAUAUAUAAUAUUGUGUUCUUUUCAAUUGGGAUAUAGGAAGCAACACUUUAAUAAUAUUAAUUUAGGUGUUUUGUCGCAAAGACCUUGUGUAAAAAUUGGAUUGUGGAUUUGAUCAGAUAUUUAAAAUGUGAUGGUUUUAUCGUGGUUAAUAUAAGAGACUUUUGAAGUAGUAUUUUCUUAGCAGUUGGCCUAUAAGCAAUUUAUCUCUAUAUUUCUCUUCCAUUUUAUGACUUUAAUUUCGGAUUGUUCGAUUACACAAGUUAAUAGUUAGUUUUAGGUUGGCUCUUGAUGCCGUUAUUAUCGUAAUAAAGUGGUAUUUUGCUAAAUACCUGUUUUAGGGUGCUAUUCAACAAGUGAGCUUAAUGUUAGCCGAUGUCCAAGUGCCAAGUGAAAGAUUACUUUUUUUUUACGGAAUCAAUAAAAAUGACGAAUAUCAUUUGAAAGAAUC